GUUUUGAUUUACAGGUUGACUGAUCUGUUUAAGGUACUCCAUUUUUUUUUCUUACAAGAGUUUACAUCUGUUGAUUUGAAUUCAUUGCCUUGUAAUAACUUUUUCAAGCCUGUUAUCAACAAGUAAGGAUGGCUGACCGUCCUGAUCCCAGCUCAUUUUCCAGACCUGAUGUAGUGCGGGUCACCAAGCUGCACCUGGAUUGGCUGGUCGACUUUGACAGAAAAGUUAUUUCUGGGACAGCAACGCUGACCAUACAGCGGGUCCAGCCUGACGCCAGGCAACUGGUGCUUGACUCUCGUGACCUAACACUGCUGAAGGUGGAGGAGGGGAGGAAGGAGGGGCGGCUGCUGGAGUUCAGUGUGGGGGAGAAGCAUCCUAUCUAUGGCUCCCCCAUCACUGUCAGCCUGCUCGAGCCCCCAGAGGCAGAGGGGGAGGACGUGGUUCGUGUGACGUACGAGACGUCGCCCUCGAGCACGGCACUGCAGUGGCUGGCGGCGGGGCAGACGGCGGACGGAGCGUCGCCGCUGCUCUUCUCGCAGUGCCAGGCCAUCCACGGGCGCUCCCUGGCGCCCCUGCAGGACGCGCCCGCCGUCAAGGGCCCCUACAGCGCAACCGUCCUCGUCCCACGGGGCCUUGUCGCCCUCAUGAGCGCCCUUAGGGGCGCCGCCACAGACCACGCCCAGGGGACAAGCUACCAGUUCAGCCAGCCGGUGCCUGUGCCGGCUUACCUGCUGGCGGUGGUCGUGGGGCGCCUGGACUCUGCAACUCUGGGCCCCCGGGUCACCGUCUGGGCCGAGCCCAGCGUCCUGCCCAGAGCUGCUACAGAGUUCCAGGAGACGGAGGUGGCCCUGGAGGCCGCUGAGCGGCUGUGUGGUCCCUACGUGUGGGGGCACUAUGGCCUUGUGGUCCUCCCCCCUUCCUUCCCCUACGGCGGCAUGGAGAACCCCUGCCUCACCUUCGUCACCCCCACCCUGCUGGCAGGCGACAAGUCUGCGGUAGACGUGGUCAUUCACGAGAUCAGCCACAGCUGGACUGGCAACUUGGUCACCAACAGGACGUGGGGGGACUUCUGGCUGAACGAGGGCAUGACGAUGCUGGUGCAGCGCAAGAUUGAGGGCGCCUUGCACGGCCUGCCUACACGACACUUCUCUGCCAUACUCGGCUGGAAGUCCUUAGUGGACUGUCUUAACAAACUUCCCCUCCCUAACCUNUUGGCGCAAGCGUGUGGGGAGCUGGCGAAGAAGUGGGAGUCGUGGGAGGGUGAGGAUGAAGGCCCAGACUUCCCCUUCUCCCCCAAGGAUCUGGACGCGUUCUCAUCCCAGCAGAUCGUCGAAUUCCUGGCGCAGUUGCCGCCGCUGCCUGCACGCAAACUGAGUGCCAUGGAGCGCCACUACGGCAUGUUCGCACGCACCAACUGUGAGAUACGGUCGCAGUGGCUGCGGCUGGCGCUGAAGGCGCGUUGGGAGGAGGCCGUGGGACCUGCGCUGGACUUCGUCACGCAGCAGGGACGGAUGAAGUACACGCGCCCUAUAUACAGGGAGCUGUACGCGUGGGGGCCGCCAGUGCGGGAACGCGCGGUCGCCCACUUCCUGGAGCACGAGGCGUCCAUGAUGCAUGUCUCCGCCCACUCCCUGCGGGGGGACCUGCAUCUCCCGUCGCCCUCCCACUCAUAGUCUCUGUCCAGUUGCAGAAUCUGUCUUAACGGGGCUAGUUAAAUCGUUGUCGCUUCGUACUUUUCUGUUCCUUUAGACGUCUCCUUCCAAUGUAACGGGACUUGUUACAUCGUUGUCGCUUCGUACUUUUAUAUUUCCUGGGACGUAUCCUACCUCGCAUGUUUGCCAAGUUUCAAAUCUCCGAUACGCCAACAGCCUUAUUUUACUGAAUACUAAUUCCCAGGAAUGCUAUAGAAUAAUGUUUCUACAUAGAUUUUGCCCGAAAAUAUUCUUUGGGCGUUUUUUGUUGAAUUACAUCCUCCGUUAUCGAUAUUUGGCCUGGAUAUGAAAUGAUGGUUUAUCAUAAAAAUAUUCCAAAGAGGUUAAUGAUCCUAAUAAUAUAUUAUCUUAAGUACAAAGGUAAUUCUAAAUGAUGAACAUAAUUCAAUAAAUUCGUAUUUAUCCAAGUAUGAAUUCAAAAUGAUUAAUUUGUACACCAAAGGAAAGAGAAAGAUUGAAAGUUUUUCAUACUUAUUUAUGAAUGUUCAAUUUGUCCCCCUUGUG
Molecule: messenger RNA, 2216 nt
Organism: Hyalella azteca
Lineage: Eukaryota; Metazoa; Arthropoda; Malacostraca; Amphipoda; Hyalellidae
Product: leukotriene A-4 hydrolase
Exons: 10
Coding region: 129-1673 (514 amino acids)
Biological process (GO): proteolysis; peptide catabolic process
Cellular component (GO): cytosol
Molecular function (GO): epoxide hydrolase activity; metallopeptidase activity; aminopeptidase activity
Source: RefSeq, a predicted model, not a curated record